This is a messenger RNA of Oncorhynchus kisutch (coho salmon), 1015 nucleotides long. Its product is annotated as protocadherin-17-like. Bases 347 to 625 code for a protein of 92 amino acids. The record is from RefSeq and is a predicted model, not a curated record. Lineage: Eukaryota; Metazoa; Chordata; Actinopteri; Salmoniformes; Salmonidae. The transcript has 2 exons.
GUAUGUAACACAAUACCGACAGGGGACACAUUUGUGUGUAACACAAUACCGACAGGGGACACAUUUGGGUGUAACACAACACCGACAGGGGACACAUUUGGGUGUAACACAACACCGACAGGGGACACAUUUGGGUGUAGCACAACACCGACAUGGGGACACAUUUGGGUGUAACACAACACCGACAGGGGGACACAUUUGGGUGUAACACAACACUGACAGGGGACACAUUUGGGUGUAACACAACACCGACAGGGGACACAUUUGGGUGUAACACAACACGUUGUAAACACUCUCCUCUCUCCCUUCUUCACAGACAGACAAUUUUCCCGCUGAGCCCAAUUACAUGGGCAGCAGGCAGCAGUUUGUUCAAAGCAGCUCGACAUUCAAGGACCCAGAGCGAGCCAGCCUUAGAGACAGUGGUCAUGGCGAUAGUGAUCAGGCCGAUAGCGACCAGGACACUAAUAAAGGCUCCUGCUGCGACAUGUCGGCCAAGGAGGCUCUGAAGAUGAAGGCUACGGGUGUUAAACCACCUCCUCUGGAACAGGGUGAGUCCUUGUUACCUAGUUACUCUUCACCGUCAGACUUGAUCACCUCCUUCUAUUAUGAAGUCAGCCUUGUCUGAGUCUGGAACGAUCGGCUGUUUCUGUAGAGUUAGCUAGCUAGAUGUACAAGUCAACUCCCUGGACAGGACGCUAGUCUAUAUCCUGUUUAUGUAGAGUUAGCUAGCUAGAUGUACAAGUAACCUCCCUGGACAGGAUGCUAGUCUAUAUCCUGUUUCUGUAGUGUUAGCUAGAUGUACAAGUCAACUCCCUGGACAGGACGCUAGUCUAUAUCCUGUUUCUGUAGUGUUAGCUAGAUGUACAAGUCAACUCCCUGGACAGGACGCUAGUCUAUCUCCUGUUUCUGCAGUGUUAGCUAGAUGUACAAGUCAACUCCCUGGACAGGACGCUAGUCUAUAUCCUGUUUCUGUAGUGUUAGCUAGCUAGAUGUACAAGUCAACUCCCUGGACAGG